Molecule: messenger RNA, 1958 nt
Organism: Eremomyces bilateralis CBS 781.70
Lineage: Eukaryota; Fungi; Ascomycota; Dothideomycetes; Eremomycetales; Eremomycetaceae
Product: cytochrome P450
Exons: 5
Coding region: 202-1659 (485 amino acids)
Molecular function (GO): monooxygenase activity; oxidoreductase activity, acting on paired donors, with incorporation or reduction of molecular oxygen; heme binding
Source: RefSeq, a predicted model, not a curated record
UCAACCCCCACGGACUUGGGUGCGCUAACCUGAAUUGAGUCCCAGUCCCCUCCGUAAUCCAUUCAGUUGGGAUUGAUUUCUGACAGGGCUCACUCGUCCUCACUUCUGUCGUGGAACCGUGUCAGGCUGGUGUUUCGCAUUCCGCAGUCCAAAAUCUAACAUCCAGAAUCCUGCCUGGAUACGGCACCCCGUCAGCUUGCAAUGAUCCCUCAAUGGAUCGCGCUGUGCGCAACCUGCUUCGUAUUCGGUGUUUGUGUACGAAGACGGUAUUUCUCCUCCGUCUCCGACAUCCCAGGACCUUUUCUGGCUUCGUUCUCGAAACUCUGGCAGCUGUAUCAUGUGUGGGAUGGCCAUACAGAGGCAGCAACACUCAAGGCACAUGAGAAAUAUGGCAAAUUCGUGCGAAUUAGCCACCGUGAAGUCAGCGUCAGCGAUCCGGAGGCAAUCAAAGCGCUGUUGGUUGCCCCGUUGCGAAAAGCGACGUGGUACCAGAUCUUCAAUCUUCCUGAUAGAAGAUAUGUCAACCAAAUGGGAGAAUUGGAUCCAAAGCGACAUAUACAAAAACAGCGUAAUGUCGCUUCAGGGUAUGCAUUCAGCAAUGUGAUUCAAGCCGAGCCGUAUAUCGAUGCGUUGGUGGGGAAAUUGGAAGCCCAAUUCGAUGCGUAUACAAAGGCUGGAAAGGAGAUCAAUUUCGACCACUGGUUUAACUUUUUUGGCUUCGAUGUGGUAGGAGAAGUCACUUUCUCCCGCGCAUUCGGUUUCAUCGAGCAGGGCAAAGAUAUCGGAGGCGCAGUUGCGAACACCCAAUUCCUGGCACUGUAUAUCGCAGUAAUUGGUCAUUACUACUGGCUCCACGAUAUCCUGUUGGCAAACCCACUCAUCAACUAUUUCAAUCUCGCUCCUAGCAAUCACAUCUUCGAUACCGCCCUUGCGGCCGUGGAUGCUCGGAAACGGAACCCCGAUGCCCGCAAAGACAUGAUAGAACAGUGGCUCCAGACGCGUCGGACCCAUCCCGAUCGGAUGGAAGAGAAGGAACUUCUUGCUGGUGCGGUGGUCAAUGUCGGCGCUGGAGCAGAUACCAUAAGCACGACGUUACAAAGCUUCUUUUACCACCUAUUGCGAAACCCGGAAGCAAUGGCUAAAGUUCGUGCCGAGAUCGAUGCGUCCGCUCGUAUGGGCGAGCUGUCAGAUGUUCCAAGCUACGCGGAGACUCAGAAGUUGCCAUAUUUUCAAGCAUGUAUCAAAGAGACAUACCGUCACUUCCCUCCAGUGGCUUUUGGCCUGCCUCGAGUUGCGCCUAAAGAGGGCGUUACAAUAGCUGGCCGACAUUUUGCUGAAGGGACAAUCCUCAGUGUAAAUUCUCAUGUGAUCCACAAGAACAAGGAAAUUUUUGGACAAGACGCGGACAAGUUUAAUCCGGAUCGCUGGCUGGAUCAAGAACGCUGGAGGGCCAUGGACAAAUAUUUUAUGACAUUCGGAGCGGGAUACAACCAAUGUCCCGGGCGACACCUAGCACAUUUGGAGGUGUCGAAAGUCACAGCGACUCUGCUUCGUGACUUUGACAUUGAACAAGUGAACCCAGGGCAGAGCUGGACAUUUAAGGCGAAAUUCACUGCCGUCCCAUACGGCUGGCCAUGUCGUGUCAAGCGCCGAAGUUGAAAUUGAGGCCCAAACUGGUGGAUCGCGCCGAUUUCGGGGACGGUUAUACGAAGUGCAUGGUUGGAUACUUACCUACCCAUGGAAUAUGUAUAAGGCAUACAUGAGGUAUACAGUACACUACUCUGCCGAUAUUACUGGUACUGCUGUUGGGAGGUCAAAGGCCAGUACGAAGGUGAAUAGAUCCACUCGCUACAACUUUCACCACUUCCUGUUUAUCUCGAAAGUUAUUGCUAUGCCCUGUUAAUACCGGAUGACGCCUAGUUAAGAGAAUUGAUAUAUGUCGACUGCAAGUUUAAUAU